This is a messenger RNA of Pseudovirgaria hyperparasitica, 850 nucleotides long. RefSeq lists its product as uncharacterized. NCBI's taxonomy places the organism in Eukaryota, Fungi, Ascomycota, Dothideomycetes, Acrospermales, Acrospermaceae. The record is from RefSeq and is a predicted model, not a curated record. Bases 247 to 729 code for a protein of 160 amino acids. The transcript has a single exon.
AUCGUGUUUGUCGGCGGUAGUAGAUCUCUCUCAGACCUGGCAGUCCAGAAAUGGCUCGAAACGAUAGACGGCGCGACACACACACACACACACACACACACACACACUUGAUGGCGGGAUAUGCGAUGAUAAGCUCUGCAUGCUGUCAUGCCACGCACAAGGACACACGAUCCGACGAUGCGCUUGGCAUGGAAAGGGUAGAUAAUCCGCAGACCGGGUUCACCGUCGACAUCGACAUCGGCACACAUGCCCGUGCUCGUCUGUCUGCUUUUCCCAUACGACCGGUCUCCAUCCAUAUCAAAACGCGCUGAGCAUCGUCAUCCCGAUUCACCACAAUCUGACGAAGUGCACCACAAUCCCAUCAUCCACACCCAGAAUCAUCAUCAUCAGCAUCAUCCUCGCACCAUCUCCCCCCAACGUCCUCCCAGCCCCCUCCCCUUCUCCCAACGGUCGCACCACAAAACCUGCACGACCGAUGUGCCCCCCUGCCCCUCUAAUGGCCCCCAGGUCGGCACUCGAACUCGAACGCACGCGAGCCGCCUUAAGUCCCGACAUAUACGUGCCGCCAGAAACGCCCCUGAGUUGCACUGCGUCGUGCACUGCACCCGAUCGUCGCACCGCUGCCAGCUGCGCUUUGCAACGCUGUGCCGUCGCACUCUUGGUGUCCUGAAUGGCUUGGUUGGUGGUUGGCUCGUGGAUCGGGGGCGUGGUGGUGUGAUGGGUGUGUAGUGGUGUGUGAUGGUGUACUAGAGAGGGGGAGGGGAGGUUUGUGGGAUGAAGUGGAGUGGGUGGGACAGAUUCUGGUCACUUGGGAGCGGGCGAGGGAAGUGAGGGUGAAAGCUGGGAGAAU